Molecule: messenger RNA, 1410 nt
Organism: Tinamus guttatus (white-throated tinamou)
Lineage: Eukaryota; Metazoa; Chordata; Aves; Tinamiformes; Tinamidae
Source: RefSeq, a predicted model, not a curated record
AUGGCUGGCUCCAAUGGCACUGGAAAUACCCGGGUCACCAAAGGCCAUGGGACACAGCCAGCGCCUGGCACACUGAAGGCCACGGUGCCACCGCAGGCAGAGGCCGAGGACCGGCUGAAGGAGCACGUGGACAGCGUCCUGGCCAGGAGCGCCAAGACACGCCAGGCAGCCCUGCAGAGUCUGCGCCUGGCCUUCUCCUCGCGAACCCUCUCCGAGUUCCUGCUUGAGCGGCGCCUCACACUCACCGACUCGCUGGAGAAGUGCCUUAAGAAAGGUAAAGGGGAGGAGCAGGCACUGGCGGGCCCCGUCCUCACCCUCCUCUGCCUCCAGAUGGGCUCUGGCCCCGAGGGCGAAGCAGUGUUUCGCAGCCUGAAGCCCCUGCUCGUCAGCAUCCUGAUAGACAGCACGGCCAGCAGCGCCGCCCGGCAGAGCUGUGCCGCAGCCCUGGGCAUGUGCUGCUACGUCGCUGCUGCCGAUCUGGAGGACCUGGUGUCGUGUCUGACCUGCUUAGAGGGCAUCUUCGGUGCCCCUGGCAUGGGCGAUGGCAGCUCCGCGCCCCUGCAGCAUGGCCCUCUGCACUGCAGUGCCCUCCAGUCAUGGUCCCUGCUCCUCACCAUCUGUCCCACCUCCCACAUCAGGAGUAUUUUGGACAAGCACUGGCUCAAGCUGCCCUUGCUGCUGUCCAGCAACAGCAUCGCCCUGCGCAUCGUGGCUGGAGAAACCAUUGCGCUGCUCUUUGAGCUUGCCCAGGACACGGAGGAGGACUUGGGCCACCAAGACACUGAGUUCCUAUGUGCCCAGCUUAAAGUUCUGGCCACUGAGAGCAACAAGUAUCGGGCCAAGACAGACCGGCGGAAGCAGCGCUCCAUUUUCCGGGACAUCCUGCGCUUCAUUGAGAGCGGGGAGUAUCAGGAGGAGACCAUCCGCUUUGGCCUGGAGUGUGUCUACGUAGACAGCUGGGUGCGUCGGCGAACGUACCAAGCCUUCAAGGAGGUGCUGGGCUCUGGCAUCCGCCACCACCUCCAGAACAACGAGCUGCUACGGGAGAUCUUUGGCCUUGGCCCCCCCUUGGUGCUGGAUGCCGCUACUCUGAAAGCCAGCAAGGUCUCCCGCUUUGAGAAGCACCUCUACAAUUCAGCUGCCUUCAAAGCCCGCACGAAAGCCCGGAGCCGGGUACGGGACAAGCGGGCGGACGUGCUGUGACGGGCAGAGCGGGGCAGUGCCCCCUGGCCCGUGUGGACUGCAGACCCACCACUGUGAGGGGCCAGUGCCCCUGGCCCUUGGGCUUUUACACAUGUACAGCAGAGUAUUUAAUGCCUGGUGCUGCCCCGCUGGGGGUUGCCCCCUCUUUUAUUUUUUUAACCAAAAACAAGAAGGAAAGAAAGGAUAAAAAAAAAGGAGGGAGAGUUG